This is a messenger RNA of Peronospora farinosa, 315 nucleotides long. NCBI's taxonomy places the organism in Eukaryota, Oomycota, Peronosporomycetes, Peronosporales, Peronosporaceae. The record is from the annotation of a GenBank genome assembly.
AUGGCCGUGGCCACUUUAACCGCUAGCAAUAGUGCUGCCCCGGCAGAUCGAGCUACGGACGACAUCAAACUGUGGCAAGCAAACCCACAGGACCGGAUCGACACAAUGGAUGCAUUGCACAUUAAGACAAGACCCAAGCGAAUGCUUCGUGGUGUUAGCAAUGAGGACUACGAGGUUGACAACGAUGUUGACAACGAUGUUGACAACGAUGUUGACAACGAUGUUGACAACGAUGUUGACAACGAUUCCAGCACGAGUGAUACUUUUUUAGAAGACAGAAUCCAACAGAAGUUGGCAAAGAAGUCGUUCAAGUAA